UAGGACUAGGCAGCCUGGAGAGAUGGUCAGGUGACUGCUCACGGCGAUUGGCUGUGGGGCGUCCAUCCCGCUGUACAUCCGUCAUUUCUCUUCACCAACGCACCUCCUGCUCUGUCUGCUGCUCUGCCAUUCACUUGGCCCUCUUCUCCGUUGCCUCAUAUUCACCUGCAUCUUGACACUGGAUCCCCACUCCCCUGCUCUUCUUCGGGGUUCCCGCUCUCCUUCCAUCCCCAUACCUCUUCCUGGUCUCACCUGGGUCUCUCUCUUGCCUCCGAAGAUCUCGAGCCUCGAUUUCGCAAAGAACCGAAAGAACCGACCAAAAUGUCGCUGUGUCAGAAUCGCCUGACUGAGGAGAGAAAGCAAUGGCGCCGUGACCAUCCUUUCGGCUUUUAUGCGAAACCCAACCGCAACGCGCAGGGUGUCUUGGACUUGAAGAAGUGGGAAUGUGGAAUCCCGGGAAAGAAGGAUACAAUCUGGGAGGGUGGAAUGUUCAAACUGGAUGUCACUUUCCCCGAUGAGUAUCCUACCAAACCUCCUAAAUGCAAAUUCAACCCUCCUCUCUUCCACCCCAACGUGUACCCGUCCGGCACCGUUUGCCUUUCAAUUCUGAACGAAGAAGAGGCCUGGAGGCCCGCCAUCACGAUCAAGCAGAUUCUGAUCGGCAUCCAAGAGCUCCUCAACGACCCGAACCCCGAAUCGCCGGCGCAGGCGGAAGCCUACAACAUGUUCCGAAGGGACCGGGCGGCGUAUGACAGCAAAGUGAAGCAGAUCGUGAAGGACAACCCGGGGCAUUAAGGAAAGAGCGGGGAAAUGAUUGGGCAAUGCGCUGGUUCUUUUUCCUUUUCUGUUCCAUGAUAUCCUCUCUUAUGUCUUUUCUUUUUUUUACCCCCUUUCUGUUCGGCUGCCAUCUUGCAUUUUUGCUCUUGAUCUCCUGGAUUUGUGUCGAUCUCGGAUGAUUUUCUGAUCAAUAUCAUGAACCUAUAAGUUGGGUCUUUUGUGAGGACCGAUCGCAAGACACUUGCUCAUGCGGGAGUUAGCCAGGCUGCAUAUCGCAUUCUGUGGCGACGGAGCAUCUCUUUCUUUGUCUUCUACUAGCGAGCAAGGAGUUUAGAAUCAACUAAAAUGGGUGGAUAUGCA
This is a messenger RNA of Aspergillus steynii IBT 23096, 1137 nucleotides long. Its product is annotated as E2 SUMO-conjugating protein UBC9. Gene Ontology annotation, cellular component: nucleus. Gene Ontology annotation, biological process: protein sumoylation. The record is from RefSeq and is a predicted model, not a curated record. The transcript is spliced from 4 exons. Gene Ontology annotation, molecular function: SUMO conjugating enzyme activity. Lineage: Eukaryota; Fungi; Ascomycota; Eurotiomycetes; Eurotiales; Aspergillaceae. Bases 322 to 795 code for a protein of 157 amino acids.